Python bivittatus (Burmese python) is the source of this 2669-nucleotide messenger RNA. It is a transcript of the gene DHRS3, whose product is annotated as dehydrogenase/reductase 3. Gene Ontology annotation, cellular component: lipid droplet. NCBI's taxonomy places the organism in Eukaryota, Metazoa, Chordata, Lepidosauria, Squamata, Pythonidae. Gene Ontology annotation, molecular function: all-trans-retinol dehydrogenase (NAD+) activity. Gene Ontology annotation, biological process: retinoid metabolic process; regulation of retinoic acid receptor signaling pathway. The record is from RefSeq and is a predicted model, not a curated record.
UCGCCUCCCAGCAGCCGCCUGCCUCCCUGCGGAGAGGCCGAGCGAGGGCCGGCCGAGACGCGCCGUCGGGGCACCUGGAGCACGCGCGGGCUCCGGCAGCCCCGGGACGGAAUCUGGGUCCCUUGGCGGCGGCGCGCUCUCUGCUCUGUGAAUCCCGCUGGCCGUGCUGCGCGUGGUUAGCGACGCUUAGGCAAGGACGCUCCCCUUGAGGGAAGCCGGGCGGUGUCCCCGGGGCUGGAUGUGGCAACAGUGGAGAAACGUGGACUCCUUUGCUUGGUAGCUUUUUCAGCCUCCAGCUUCGUUGUGGGGGCAUCGGAGGCGACCCGAGCGCAACAGCUGUGCGGCUAACCCGCGGUCCGGUUCGCGGGAGAGUCUAGCCAGCCUUUUGCCCCAAACCAAAAGCCUUUCCGACUUCUCGUCUUUCCUGCACACAGUCUGGAGGGAAAAGUUGCACCCACCCCUCUGAUUGCACAUGCGCCCUGCCCACCCCCAAGGCCGCCGCUUGCAAAACUCGAUAAGGGGGUUGACCAAGGCCAACGCCAUUGGGUGGCUUUUAUCAGAACGCCUCCCAUGUCUGCUGGGUGAGCUGACUGCUGAGCCGGAGAGCCCUUCAGGACAGAAGCCCGGCCGGGAACCUUAUUCCACCCCCUGCCAGUCUGUGCCAUGCGGGAGUGGGAGUCCUUUGUCCAGGCCCAGAAGCCCUCCGUUGCUCUGGGGCAUGCUGUGGGAUUCAGAAGACUUUCCUGACUCUCCCUCGGCUGAAUGGUCAGAGCAGCGUUCGGAUUGCCUCUGAAGAGAUUCUCUCUCCCCGUGGCCGAUCCUUCAGUUGGCUCACUUCUGUUCGAAGCAGAUUAUCCUGUGGGGUCGGACUGAGAAAUGCUUGAAGGAGGCUACCCAGGAGAUCCGAGCAAUGGGAACCGAGUGCCAUUACUUCGUCUGUGACGUGGGGAAUCGGGAAGAAGUCUACCAACAAGCCAAGGCUGUCCGGGAAAAGGUGGGGGAUGUCACCAUCCUAGUGAACAACGCAGCAGUUGUUCACGGCAAGAGUCUCGUGGACAGCGAUGACCAUGCCCUGCUGAAGUCGCAACACAUCAACGCGCUGGGACAGUUCUGGACCACCAAGGCCUUCCUGCCGCGGAUGCUGGAGCUCCAGAAAGGACACAUUGUCUGCCUGAACUCGGUCCUGGCCUUGUCGGCCAUACCUGGGGCGGUUGACUACUGUACCUCCAAGGCCUCCUCCUUUGCCUUCAUGGAGAGCUUGACGCUGGGCCUGCUGGACUGCCCAGGGGUGAACGCCACCACAGUCUUGCCCUUCCACACCAGCACGGAGAUGUUUCAAGGGAUGCGGAUCAGGUUUCCCAACCUUUUUCCUCCACUGAAGCCAGAGAUGGUGGCCCGAAGGACGGUUGAGGCUGUUCAGCAGAACCAAGCUUUCCUCCUCCUCCCGUGGACAAUGCACAUCCUUGUUGUCCUGAAAAGGCAUACUUCAUUUUGGAUUCCCACAUCAAACAGAUGGCGGGACUUGAUGUUCCCUUCCAGCUCCAGGAUGCUUGUGUUUCUGGAUGGUGUUUUCUUUGCUGGAAGAAACCCAGCCUGCCGAUCUGCCUUUGCCUCUUUGAGCAAGCAUCUUUCCACAAGCGGCGCUGGAAGAAAUCCACAAGUUUGCUGGGAGCUACACCUGUAUGAAGACUUUCAAAGGACGGACCUAAGAGUUGCUGGGAAUCAGGACCUUGUGGGCCCUUGUCAGGGCUGGGAUCCUGCUCUCGUAGGUUGCAGUGAGGCCUGUGAAGGAUGGACUGGCUUAUCGUGGAAGGGAAAACAAACCAGGACAUGUCAGGGCAACGUUUUUAGCACCGAGAUGCUUCCAUUUUUUAGUUUGUAAGCAGUUUUGAGCUGGAUACAUCUCAGAGGAGUUCCACCCUCCUCCUUUUUGGCUGGCUUGAGGGUAGAAAGCUUGCCUUGGGUGACUGAGUAGAUCUUGCUUGGCUUCCCGCCACUCCGUUGACAGGCAGUGCAUUUUGCUAACCGAAGAAGCGGCGUGUGGUUCUUGAGGUUCUGCUUUGAGGGGACAGGGGUGAGAGCAUUCCUCUGCUGGUCCAUCUUCACAGGAGACAAACAGCCUCAGAUAAUAAUAAUAAUAAUAAUAAUAAUAAUAAUAAUAAUAGAGGGUUAAUUGGACCCUUAAAGCUUUCUCAUUUAUUGCAAUAGGUCCUCUCUCAGUAAAGCUGGAUCCAACCCAUGGUCUCAUUGAAGAGGAAUGCGUUUUACAUUGGCAUGGCUGGGUGCACAAUACGAAUGGAAGCGCUGUCUUCCUGGCGCACACAGCAAUACUUUUCAGCAUCCUGUUUCCAACAGCAGAGAGCCAGUCUCUGUUCGCAAGACACGCAGAACCAUAUCCUUUGUCUGCUGUUGAAGGAACUGCAAGGUAGGUUGACGCUGACCUCGGUGGAGACCUCCUCAGUUUCUGCACGUCACUGCUGUCAGGGAGCAGCUGGCGGAGCCAAACCCCAUGAGGAUAACCAGGCCGUCUUCUGCAUGGAGCUGAUGAAUCCAGGGAAGGAGCUGAGGAAACCUUUCCAGGAGAGUCCAGCUUUUGGCUCUGCGGUUCAUUGUGAGCAGAAAAUCAGCUGCUGGUGCUUGUGCGUGUGCAUAAAAAUGGUCAAGUCACA